AUGGGGGAACCUGCUCCUGCUCCGGCUCCGCCGCCGGAAUCGGCAGAGAUGGUGCAGGAGAUCCUGCUCAAGCUGCCCACCAGGGACGUGAUCCGCUGCUGCUGCGUCUCCAAGCUAUGGCGCGGCGUUGUCGCCGACCCAACUUUCCGAACCCUCCAGGCCGAGGCCGAGGCCGACCACGUCUCUUCCGCGCCCCCUAAUGCCUUGCUCGUCACGGUGACGCGGGCGGCCGGCAGGCCCGACGAGGCCAGCCUCCACGCCGAGGCCGAGGCCGGUCUCCUCGCUAAAACCUAUGGCCUUAUCCCUCCCGAGGCGCUGUCGUUCAUCUGCAACCCAGUGACCGGUGAGACGGCGACGGUCCCCAAGGCGCCUCCGCCCGUGGGGCUCCCGAGCGGCACUGUGUACCAUCACUUUGCCCUGGCGUUCAGCCCAUCCACCAAGGAGCACAAGCUGUUCCGGUUCACGUUCUCGCCCUUCUAUGGCUUCUAUGGGGACAACGGGGACAACGUGGACCAGAGCGUGUUCACCUUGGACGGUGCUGCCGGUAGCGGCGGAUGGCGCCAGCACUCGUUCCGCUCUCAAUGUCCCCUGUUGCUCGCGUUUCGCCCGUUGCUCAUCCUAGGCAAGCUCUACCUGGUUACCACCAGCCAGACACGCCCAGAGAAGCGCCAGAAUCCUGGCGGGUUGAUUGAGGUCAACGUGGCGACGGAGGCAUGCCGUACGCACCGUCUUCCGUUCGAGGCUGACGAGUAUCACCCGCUGGUGAACGCCUGCGAGAUGAGCGGGCGAUUGUGCCUCGCCGUAGAUAUCGUCAGGGCUUAUGAGACCAUUGUCCGGAAGAUCCAGUUCUGGCUGCCGCCAACGCCAUCCAACUGCCAAUGGAACAUCUUCGGAGGUUAUCGCCCCAGCCUGCUCUCGCCCCUCGCCUUGCCACCGCCGCCGUCCUCUUGGGACGGCGAGGAGGAAAGACAAAAAUUCGAGCACGCCUUGUUGCUUACACUAGAGUGA
This is a messenger RNA of Aegilops tauschii subsp. strangulata, 1008 nucleotides long. Lineage: Eukaryota; Viridiplantae; Streptophyta; Magnoliopsida; Poales; Poaceae. The record is from RefSeq and is a predicted model, not a curated record.